AUGCGAGCCACCCUGUCAUGUGUUGCUCUGCUGGCAGCGUUUGCUGAUGCACAGCAAUUGUACUUCACGACGGAUGGUUAUACUGAGCGUCCGCAGUGUACUAAACCGGCUGUCGUUCCUCGGUACCAUUUCCGGCCCUUUUCCUAUACCCUAAACGAGACCAUUCGCUAUGCUACUUCGGUAGCCGCACCAACCACGACCCGAACGUAUGCGCCACCUUAUUCGGAAGCCGUCAAGCACCUCACGACAAGUCCGGUGACUACGACAUGGGGUAACUGGCUGCCCAAUCAGACAGUAAUUACGGCUACAGACACAGAUGAUCCUUAUGGACAAGCCGCAUGGUCCUCGCUCUGGCAACAAGCCGAACUAGAGAACUACACGACUACCGGGCUGUAUUCUACCACAGUCAGUCCCACAGCGGUUCCAAGCAGUGAGCUAGCCCUACCGCCGCGGGACUACUUCGGACCAACUGAUUGCUAUAACUUCCCGGAUGACUUUAUCUUUGGCGUUGCAGGAAGCGCAGCUCAAGUGGAGGGUGCCAUGGGGUUGGAAGGACGUGGCCCUACCAUCCAGGAGAAGCUAGUGAAUGCUACUCAGCCAAAGAAUUAUGUGACAAACGAGAACUACUACCUCUACAAGCAAGACAUCCAACGAUUGGCUGCCAUGGGAGUUAAAUACUAUAGUUUCUCGAUCCCAUGGACUCGAAUCCUACCCUUCGUGUUGCCAGGUUCUCCCGUGAACGAACAGGGGAUCAAGCAUUAUGAUGACUUAAUCAACACCGUCCUUGAUGCCGGAAUGCAGCCUAUAGUCACCUUGCUUCAUUUUGACAGUCCCUUGAUGUUCGUGGGCAGCGACAACAGGUCCGCUCAUCCAGACAUUGGCUACUACAACGGUGGCUACCAGAACGAGACUUUCGUGGGCGCCUUCGUCAACUACGCGAAGAUUGUUCUCACUCACUACGCUGACCGCGUUCCGAUCUGGGUUACCUUCAAUGAGCCCUUUCUCUAUUCAUUCAACUUUGCUGGUGCCAAUAACGUGAUCGGUAUCAAAUUCAAUGACAAUUUCGGAGUUCCUCGCGAUCCAACCAACUCAAGCGACAUCAUCGCCGCCAACCGAUUCCAAGAAAUCCAGCUUGGCCUGUAUGCCAACCCCAUCUUCCUAGGCGAGCAGUACCCGGACUCUGUCCUGACAACUCUACCGGGUGCUAAGCCACUCAGCGACCAGGACCUCUCCUACAUAGGCAACACCUCAGACUUCUUCGGCGUCGACCCAUACACCGCGACGGUCGUCUCUCAGCCAGCCGGAGGUAUCGAGAGUUGCACAAAGAACCAAUCUACAGAGAACCCGUUAUUUCCUUCCUGUGUCAUACAAGAGACAAAGAACAUCUACGGUUGGAACAUCGGGUACCGCGCCCAAAGCUACGUGUACAUCACACCCACUUAUCUCAGGGCAUAUCUCAACUACCUCUGGAAUACCUUCCGGAAGCCCGUGUUCGUGACCGAGUUCGGGUUCCCUGUAUCCCAUGAGGCCGACCUGGAGUUGUCAGACCAGCUGUUCGACACGCCGCGCAGUAUCUACUAUCUAUCCUUCAUGUCGGAGAUUCUAAAGGCCAUCCACGAAGAUGGGGUGCAUGUUAUGGGCGCUUUGGCUUGGUCAUGGGCUGAUAACUGGGAGUUUGGCGAUUACAAGCAGCAAUUUGGGUUACAGGUGGUGAAUCGGACAACACAGCAGCGAUUUUUCAAGAAGAGCUGCUUUGAUUUGGUUGAUUUUGUGGGUGCGAGAUUGCCAUCUUCGUCAUGA
Molecule: messenger RNA, 1800 nt
Organism: Aspergillus bombycis
Lineage: Eukaryota; Fungi; Ascomycota; Eurotiomycetes; Eurotiales; Aspergillaceae
Product: glycoside hydrolase family 1 protein
Exons: 3
Coding region: 1-1800 (599 amino acids)
Biological process (GO): carbohydrate metabolic process
Molecular function (GO): beta-glucosidase activity
Source: RefSeq, a predicted model, not a curated record